Enterospora canceri is the source of this 642-nucleotide messenger RNA. NCBI's taxonomy places the organism in Eukaryota, Fungi, Microsporidia, Enterocytozoonidae. The record is from the annotation of a GenBank genome assembly.
AUGGGACAAAUUUUUAGAGACAUCACAAACAUAACAGAUUGCCAGAUUAAGAUAACAAUACACAAGCAGAAGCACAAGGUUGCCCUCUAUAAGUGGCUGUAUGAAGUGUGCAAUGACUUUGAAUACAGUUCAACCACGUACCUGAUAGCAUUGUUCGUCAUUGAAGAGUACACACAUCGGUACAGCUAUGAAUUGAAUGAGUACCAGUUGAUUGGAGUAACAUGCCUCUAUAUUGCGGCCAAAUACGAGGAAACCACUACCAAAUCAGUCAAACUGUACGAGUACGUAACAGAUGGAGCAUGUAAAAUUAGUGAAAUAUUUGAGAAGGAAAAGGCGAUAUUGGAGUGCCUGAACUACGAUUUGGACAAGUUGAUAAGCAGUGCAAUAAUAAACUUCGAUUUUGUGGUGCAAGUAUUGGACAAUGAGAGCAUUGAUGUGGAUCAGGCAAUCAGAUUUGCUCUAUUCAGCUGUAUAUUUGCUAUGAAUCUAACAAAGGAAACCAAUGGAAAGGAGCUCAUCCGCCUGGUUAUGAAGACAGCAAAGCAGACGACUAGUGCCCUGUUAAACAGAAAGCUGUCCCAGGAGUCUCUGAAAUUCAUCCAGUCAAACAAGACGCUACACGAUUAUUUUGUAAAAGAGUAA